GGUGGAGUAAACAGUUCACCCCCCAGUUCGCCCCGGUCCACGACUCGCCAAACCACGGAACGCCGCUGAGGUUUAUUUUGGAUAAUCCCAAAGUCAAGGCCUACUUCCAAACCUUGGACGUCGACGUGCACGAAGGUGCCGCUCUCUUCCACAUUUUGGAUGACGGAGACGGCGAAUGCACGUUGGAGGAGUUCAUCGGUGGAAUCUUGCGCUGCAAGGGCCCCGCACGCGCCAUCGACCAGGUUGCCAUGAUGGCAGACUUGCGACAGUUAGACAAGAAGUUAUCCAAGUUGAUUCAAGGACUUCACGACGCGCAGAUUGUCGUGAUUAACGAGAGUGGAGAGAUGCCCCGGCCAAUCUCCAAGUCCGCGAGCAAUUCGCAGCAUUCCUCCACGAGCAUGGAGGUGACGAAGACGCAGAGCCGCCGACGGGCGUCCGAAGCGGCGCAGAGCUUUCUUUACAAAACCUCGAUGCUUCCGAAGCUGAAGCAUGCGGGGACCGCUUCGUUGGGUGCAGAGGAGACCUUCGUGAUGUAGGUGGCCCACGUGUUUCAAGAUGCGGUUGACUUGCCAAUUGUUUUGCGCAAGUUUGUGGAGUUGUGAAUCGGUCGGGGUGACCAACUGGCAAG
Molecule: messenger RNA, 628 nt
Organism: Durusdinium trenchii
Lineage: Eukaryota; Dinophyceae; Suessiales; Symbiodiniaceae
Source: the annotation of a GenBank genome assembly